UGACAUCCCACGAAACCCUUUUCACUAACAGCCACAUAUAUCCAUCCAACCUUCGAUUUUACAUAUAAUAAUUAAUCUCUAUGUUAUUAUUUGUUUAGUGUAAAUUACAAGCAAAAAUGUAUAUAUAUGCUCCCUUGAAUGAGGGCUCUUGGGACUCAAACCAUUGAGCUUGCAAGCCUCAUUUUCCUCUCUCUCUCUUACUCAGUGUGUACUAAUUAUUUGUUGUAUAUCCUGUCGAGAAAUGGACUUGAAAGAGUCAAGACAGCUUAGAUGGGCAGAUGAAAAUUGUGAAUCUAUGGAGUCAUCUUCCAUUGACGAUUCUGGUGAUCAGACGACAGAGUUGUCGGAUGAUGCUAAUUCAUUUUCUUCUCCUUCGUCUAGUUCUUCUUCCCCUUCAUGCGGUCCUCUCUAUGAACUGGCUGAUCUCAUGGCCCAACUCCCCAUCAAGAGGGGUCUUUCAAAGUAUUAUGAUGGGAAGUCAAGGAGUUUUGCAUGUUUGGCAAGUGUGGGGAGCGUUGAAGAUCUUGCAAAGAAAGAGAUAAGUUGUUAUAGUAAAAGAAUGAAAUCAUGCAAAAGCUAUGGGGCCAAUUUGAAUAAUCGCCACAAAUUUGGUCCAAGGCCUACCAUUGCAAAGAGGUCCCCCAAAACACCUUUUUCACCUUCUAAGGGUGCAAUGCUGGUAAAUUGAAGUACCCUCUUUUUUUUAGGGUUUAUAUCACAAAAAAAUCAUUCAAUUUUUGAUUUGAUUAUGUAUUUGCCAGACUAGAAGUACUUUUGAAGUUACUUGUUUCAUCUUUUGUUUCAAUGGGGUAAAUUGAAACAAGAGUACAAUAAAUCUAUUUUGGUGUAAUACUGUUUCAACUCUAGCCA
Sesamum indicum (sesame) is the source of this 870-nucleotide messenger RNA. Its product is annotated as protein OXIDATIVE STRESS 3. Lineage: Eukaryota; Viridiplantae; Streptophyta; Magnoliopsida; Lamiales; Pedaliaceae. The record is from RefSeq and is a predicted model, not a curated record.